This is a messenger RNA of Ceratosolen solmsi marchali, 1928 nucleotides long. RefSeq lists its product as uncharacterized. Bases 55 to 1521 code for a protein of 488 amino acids. The transcript is spliced from 7 exons. Lineage: Eukaryota; Metazoa; Arthropoda; Insecta; Hymenoptera; Agaonidae. The record is from RefSeq and is a predicted model, not a curated record.
UGUCGAUGCUCCGGCGGUGGCCGGUUUCGGGGGUUGACUCGCGCCGUGGGGGCGAUGAGCGCACUUCCCUUCGCCCUGGGACUGAACCGCCUCUGCUGGCUGAUCCUGUCCGGCUGUUUGAUUGUCGGGCCUCUCCGGGCGGUAGGUCCCAGCGAUCGGCCUAGUCGCGCGCUUUCCGGGGACGAUGAGCGGCCUGCCUCCCAGCGCACGGGCCUCGAGCUCGACGCUUACGACGAGCUGGCCGACGAGGACCUCGCGGACGAUUACGCCGAGCUCAACGUCACCGCAGAGAAGUCAAAAUACUUGGGCUCCCCAUGCGAUCUCACGUGCAAUCCUACGUUACAACACGUAUUCUGCGAUCCCGAGACAAAGUUCUGCGGCUGCGAAAAGCCAUAUCCUGUUCAACUUGGGCCCACCAAAGGAUGUGCCAAACCGAAGAAGCUGGGCGAGCAGUGCUUGUACCGAGCGACCUGCGUUUACACGGAUCAGCACUCGACGUGUACGCAAGUGCAGCACAACGCCGUCUGCGAGUGCGAAGCCGGCUACCAUCGUGUGGCACUGUCCAGGCCAAAUAAGAAGCUCUUUUGCGCCGCAGAUUUGGUGCUGAUAGCAACCGACCUGCCGACUCUGCUCGGCGUCGCCUCGGGCAUAGCUGUGCUCACGGGCUUGAUCUGCUUCGUCCUGAAGCUCUUCAGCAGGGCGCGAUACACGAGGCCAAGACACUACGCCAAUGCCGGCCAGGCCCCCCCUCCCAUGCUCUUCUCCAGCGACACAGGUAUUCCUUUGGCGCUCCAUGGGGGACGUCCGUCCUCGCGCUCCUCCCAGCGCAGCAGCGGCGGGACCCUAAGCUGCGCGCUGGCGCGCAAGCAGAGCGACGCCCUGGGCGCGUCCACCCGGGGGCCCCUGGUGCCGGCCUCGCGCGCAGGUGCGGCACGCGCCGCGGCCAUCUUGCUGAUCUCGUGCCAUCGGGAGGCCCAGCCAACACCGGGCAACGGCGGCAAGCACCGGCGGGCCCUCAGCGACGUCGCUGAGGGAUCAUCCGACGGCCUCGGAUCGCGUCGACCGAGUUUGGCCUCGAUCCAUAGCUCGACCUCCUCGGCCAAAAGCUACAGCGCACGUCGCCUCGAACGCGAGAGAAACGAAAAGGAGCAGCGCCACGCUCUCGUUGAGCUCAAGCUCAAGCAUCGGGAGCAACAACAGCAACAGCACCACCACCAGCAGCAGCACCAACAGCAGCAGCAGCAGCAGCAGCAGCAAUAUCAACAACAAGAACAGCAACAAUCGGUCGCGCCAAUCCCCAGUCCCAGGACGCCUCACUCCACCGACGAGCUCCUGCCCUCCGUGGAGGAAGCUACCGAAAUCUUCUAUAACGAGCAAAUACCGACGACAUCGGGUGCCAUGAGCAAUGCAGCCGAUGACAACAAAACCAGAAGCACGACAACGACCAAUAACGAACCGUCGAGUCCGCUCUUCGAAAAUGACGCGAAACCUUGUACAUCCUCCGAUAUGUAUCGCUUAUAACCCACGCAUACAUAACGCAUCAUCUGCCACAAAUGCACACUGUGUGCGUGCAUUCGCGUGCACAUGUACAUACAAAUGCAUCUAUAUACGUGCAUACAUAUAUUCUCGCUCAAUUCAUCGGAUAAUAAAGGGAUUGGCGUUUUACCAAUUGUUGCUAGAAAUCUGGUAUUUUUCUCAUAAAAAGGGUAGCUACAUCGUGGCUAUCGCGAUAAUUCAGGCGAUUGUUCAAAUAUUGCAUUUAUACGUCUGUAUAGAGGAGGGAGAGAAGAAACGUUUGACGUUUAAGUAUUUACGUUAGGAUCUUUUGUAUCGAAGUUCAAUUAAAAUUCACUCUAUAUAAUGUCAUAAUGUAUAUCAUAUGCGGAAUUGGCUUUAAAGUCAAGUCGUCACGUGUCUUUGUGACAUGC